Molecule: messenger RNA, 729 nt
Organism: Encephalitozoon hellem ATCC 50504
Lineage: Eukaryota; Fungi; Microsporidia; Unikaryonidae
Product: triosephosphate isomerase
Exons: 1
Coding region: 1-729 (242 amino acids)
Biological process (GO): glycerol catabolic process; glycolytic process; glyceraldehyde-3-phosphate biosynthetic process
Cellular component (GO): cytosol
Molecular function (GO): triose-phosphate isomerase activity
Source: RefSeq, a predicted model, not a curated record
AUGAAGAAAAAUAAACUCCUUGGAGGAAAUUGGAAAAUGAGCUCGUCGUUACAGACUUUCGAUAUAGUCAAAAACUUCAAAAAGAACUUCUUUGACGGGAACGACGUGUUCAUAGCAGUUCCAUUUCCCUAUAUCCACACAGCAAGAAUGAAAUUUCCAGAAUACAUCAAGGUUGGGGCGCAAGACUGUAGUCGGUUCAGAAAUGGGCCGUAUACAGGUGAAGUCUCUGCAGCAAUGGUAAAGGAAAUGGGUGCUGAGUAUAUAAUAAUAGGUCACUCUGAAAGGCGUAAGUGGUUUGGGGAAACUUCAGCGGUUAUAUUGGAAAAGAUAAGAAAUGCCAGGAGUGAAGGUUUGAACAUCAUUUUAUGUAUAGGAGAGGAUGAAGAGUGUAGAGAGGAUGGAAAGUAUCUAGACGAAUUAAGGAAUCAGUUACUUUCGCUAAGAGAGGAGAUGUGUGGGGAAGACAUUGAUAUUGCAUAUGAACCUGUGUGGGCAAUAGGAACAGGAAAAGUUCCCACUAAUGCCCAGAUUAAGGAGAUAGUUUCAAAUAUAAAGAAGUGGGGUAAAGACAUGAAGUUUAAUGGGCGUGUAAUAUAUGGAGGAUCUGUCUCGAUGCUUAACUGUCAGGCGAUUCUCGACGUAGAAGAAGUUGAUGGAUUCCUAAUUGGGGGAACCUCCCUGAAGAUGGACUUUUGUAUGAUAUCUAGCGAGAUGGGGACAAAGAAAUAG